UUUGGGAGUGCUCGAAGCCAACAUCAUCCCAUUUAACGUAGUGAGUUUACUUAGAUUAGAGUGAAAGUCUCUCUCUUCAUCGUCUUCCCUUACUUCUUCUUCGUUUUCUUGUCGUGUAGCCCACAAAAUUCAAGAUUGCUUAAGAGUUCGUCUAUCGCACUCUCCGUUUUUCCCUCUCCUUCUCUUCAUCCAUUGUCCUACAUUUUUCAUCUUUCCUGGGCUAAAUUUAUAUACCAAAAAAAGAAAACACGAGACAAAGAAUUAUUAUACUAUAAAACAAAAAUGAUAGAGAAACGGCUAUUUUUUACUGUUACUGUGAGAAUCUGAAGCUCCCGCAACGGGCGGGCCCCCCACAAACUAAUCUUGUUUUUGGUCGUUUGAUGAUUGUGAAAGUCUGGUUUAAUCGGGCUGGCUUUUGAUCCGUGUCUGUGAUGACUUACAUUGCCAGCGAUGAGGAUCUUAAGUUGGAGAGGGAUUACGUGAAAUUAGAAGGCGGCGACGGUGGUGAUGGGUAUGGUGGGGCCCUAUGCCAGUCGGAAACGUCGCCUUCUUGUAGAGGUACCGGAGACGGAGGGUGGUGGUCGUUGUGGUGGUGGACGAAGCUGGUACUUGGGGUGGUAGUCGCUGGCAUUCUGGUUGCCGUGAUCUUCAAAUGGGUUGGACCUUUUGUCAUCGAUAAGGGAAUUGUCCCCAUAAUAAAUUGGGAGAUUGAAACAUUCAGCAGAACCAAGCUAGCUCUUAUAAUCUUUGGUUCUCUAACAAUAUUUCCAUCCUUCCUUUUACCUUCUUCACCAUCCAUGUGGGUAGCUGGAAUGACUUUUGGAUAUGUUUAUGGGUUUCUGCUGAUCAUAGGGGCAGUCAGCAUUGGUGUCUCUGUUCCAUAUUUCAUUGGUUCUCUUUUCUAUCACAGAAUUCAAGUGUGGUUAGAUAAAUAUCCAAAGAAAGCUUCAGUUAUAAGAUUAGCAGGUGAGGGAAGUUUGUUUAAUCAGUUCCGAGCUGUCGCAUUUAUUAGGAUUUCUCCUUUCCCAUACAUCAUCUACAACUACUGUGCGGUGGCUACGGAUGUGAAGUAUGGUCCUUACUUGUUGGGAACAUUGGUAGGAAUGGUACCAGAAAUAUUUGUUACGCUUUACACUGGCAUCUUCAUAAAAACUUUAGCUAAUGCUUCAUCUGGUCGCCACUCCAUGUCGGUUCCUGAGAUCAUUUUGAAUGUUGGUGGCUUUUGCCUUACUGCAGCAGCAACGGCAGUUGUCACAUUAUAUGCGAAAAAGCGGCUGAAGGAACUAAAGAUGAAAGAGAGGCUGGUUUUGCGGUGAUCUCUCAUUCCAUUACUACUGCUCUAUCAAGCUUUGGAUGGCAAUAAUACAAGACAAUUUGAGCAUAUAGCAUGAACUUAUGAAGAAUUUGAAUCCUCGGAUGAGUUUAGACGUCGGCUGCUCACGUUACAUUGAGGCUCAUCGAUGUGUUAUGGCUACACCAAAAGGAGGGAAAGGGAACGUGACCGCCAAUGGUACUAAAGUUGAAAGACAAACUAUUUAUAAUCACUAGUUUGAUGUUUUUUGCGCUUUCUUCUGCUUCCAAUGCUGAGCAUAUUUGUAUAUAAUUGCAGUUGCAGUUGCAGCUUUUAUGGUUAAAUUGUAGGGAGACUGCGGAUGGCUAAUUCUAUUUUAGAUUCUUGAGUGUAUAAAUUAGUUUCAAUUCUCUGAAAACACGGCGCAUUCGGUAUAAGUAAUUCUGAUUGUCAUAUAAUUUGAAUGUACUGAGAGUUCCUAGUAUGAUCCCUCCUUUGGCUUAAACAUUCAACAAUAUUCCAAAUUU
Messenger RNA from Sesamum indicum (sesame), 1818 nucleotides. Its product is annotated as SNARE associated Golgi protein family. Lineage: Eukaryota; Viridiplantae; Streptophyta; Magnoliopsida; Lamiales; Pedaliaceae. The record is from RefSeq and is a predicted model, not a curated record.